Xenopus laevis (African clawed frog) is the source of this 659-nucleotide messenger RNA. Its product is annotated as cocaine- and amphetamine-regulated transcript protein. The record is from RefSeq and is a predicted model, not a curated record. The transcript has 3 exons. Lineage: Eukaryota; Metazoa; Chordata; Amphibia; Anura; Pipidae. Bases 63 to 404 code for a protein of 113 amino acids.
GAGUCGCUAUCGCUAUAUAACGCUGUCCGCUACUUGUAGCUUUCAGCAAGAAGUUCAGCACCAUGGAGAGCUCUCGCCUGCACCUAAUGCUCGGCCCCCUGUUCCUACUCCUUUUUCUCUCAGCCAACUGCCAGGAAGACGCCGACUCCUUGGAGACCAGAGCCGCCGACUUUUUCUCCCAGGGAGACAACAGCGUUCACGAAAAGGAUCUGAUCGACGCUCUGCAAGAGGUGCUGGAAAAGCUGAAAAAUAAAAGGCUUCCUUUAUUUGAGAAAAAAUACGGCCAAGUUCCCAUGUGUGAUGCCGGAGAACAAUGUGCUGUCAGGAAAGGACCACGAAUCGGAAAGCUCUGCGACUGCCCCCGACGGACUUCAUGCAAUACAUUCCUAUUAAAGUGUUUGUAAGCGUCACAAUGAAAAAGGACAAAGCUCAUUCACCUGGAUUGUCAGGGGAGACGAGAACUCCCAGGGGCCCAUUCUGAUUCUGUGUCAAGGGUUUUCAUCAUUGUUUUCUCGUUGUGGAGAGCGUUCAGGUACAUAACAUGUGCAUAUGUAUUAACAUUGUGCUGUAAAUGAACACAAUGCUGUACAAUACGUCCAUGAGACUUUGUUAUGAAAACAUUGCAUCAAAAAGCUUCUAUUAAAGACAUUUAAUCAUAA